Lachancea thermotolerans CBS 6340 is the source of this 1203-nucleotide messenger RNA. It is a transcript of the gene MRF1, whose product is annotated as Mrf1p. Gene Ontology annotation, biological process: translational termination. The record is from RefSeq and is a predicted model, not a curated record. Gene Ontology annotation, molecular function: translation release factor activity. The coding region runs from base 1 to 1203 and encodes 400 amino acids. The transcript has a single exon. Lineage: Eukaryota; Fungi; Ascomycota; Saccharomycetes; Saccharomycetales; Saccharomycetaceae.
AUGCUUUGGAAAGCUGUAAGAGCGAAGAAGUUGCACUUGCCGCGGAUAUUAGUGAGACUUCAGUCAAGCUCGACAGCCGAAUUCCAAGAGCUGCAUCCACUAUUACUCAAAAGAGCCGAGAAAUAUGCUGAAGAAUUAAAAGCUCUCGAAAAAUGGAUGGCUAAAGGCGAAGGAACAUUCGAUGUCGAGAGACAAAAGAAGUUUUCCAGGCUUUGCGCAGUGGUGGAUUCUUUUCACAGGUACUCGCGUGAAAUUGAGCUUCUGAAAGAUCUUCAAGAUAUGAUGAAGGAUGAUCCCAGUCUCCGUGAUGAAGCCCAACAAGAGAUGGCUGAAAUCCGGCCUCAGCUGGAGAAGACCUCAUCCUCACUUUUAGGGCAGCUCCUGCCUCCUCAUCCGUUUGCUGAUAGGCCAUGCAUAUUAGAAAUCAGGCCUGGCGUUGGUGGCAUAGAAGCUAUGAUAUUCGCACAAGAUCUACUGGGCAUGUACAUCAACUAUGCACACAACAAGAGGUGGAAAUAUCACAUUAUUUCGCAGUCAGCAAACGAGAGCGGCUCCGGUAUCGUCGAUGCUAUUUUGAGUAUUGAUGAGCCUGGCUCUUACGAUAAGCUUCGCUUUGAGGCAGGCGUUCACAGAGUUCAGCGCAUUCCUGCUACGGAAACGAAGGGAAGAACGCACACUUCAACUGCUGCAGUGGUUGUUCUUCCUCAGAUGGCAGAGGACAAUGAAAAAGAAGCAGAAUCAUAUGAGAGGACUUUCAAACCCGAUGAGAUCAGGAUUGAUGUAAUGCGUGCUCGCGGAAAGGGCGGACAGCAUGUCAACACAACAGAUUCUGCUGUAAGGCUUACGCAUUACCCCUCAGGAAUAGUCAUUAACAUGCAGAAUGAAAGGUCUCAACACAAGAACAAAGCCAAAGCAUUCGCAAUCCUUCGAGCGAGGUUGGCAGAGAUUGAACAAAAAGCUAAAGAGGAAAAGGCUAGAGCUGCUCGGAAAGGACAAGUAAGUACGACAGACCGCUCUGAUAAAGUUCGUACGUACAAUUUCCCUCAGAACAGAAUAACAGAUCACAGAUGUGGCUUCAACCUUCAUGAUAUGGAAGGCAUCAUGGCCGGUGAGAGACUUGAUGAUGUUAUCGAUGCCAUGCAGAUCUAUGAUAGCGAUACGCGUGCGAAAGAGCUUCUCGUCGAAGUUCAAGGAACGGCAUAA